AUGAGCUCCAUGGGCCCGAUUAACUUUUUCCUUGGUUUGAAUAUAAUACAGAGUAAGGAAGGUAUCUUUAUCAAUCAGGAAGCUUAUACAAAGACCUUACUUGCUAAGUUUGGAAUCGUGGGAGAUUCGAUGGUGAAGGCUCCUAUUGUAUUCGUAAAGAAACUGACACCGUCUCUGGACAAACCAACUGCUGAUAUGACACUCUAUCGUCAAAUGAUAGGUUCAUUGAUGUAUCUAACUCUUAGUCGUCCAGUCGUCAUUUUUUAUGUUUGCUAUUGUGCCAGGUUUCAAGCGAAUCCUCGCGAACCCCACAUGACUGCUAUUAAGAAUAUCUUCAGGUAUCUCAAACGAACCUCCUCAGUAGGGAUUUGGUACCCUUCAAGUUCAGGUUUCUUUGUGCAAGCAUUUUCGGAUGCUGAUCUCGGAGGAUGCGGUUUAGAUCGAAAAAGUACAACGGGAAGAUGUCAAUUUCUUGAUGGAAAACUCAUAAGUUGGCAAUCUAAAAAAACUUACGUCUCCCUUUCAGUUGUUGAAGUAGAGUACAUAGCCACUUCCUCUUGUACUUCACAAAUUAUAUAG
Messenger RNA from Lactuca sativa (garden lettuce), 579 nucleotides. The record is from RefSeq and is a predicted model, not a curated record. NCBI's taxonomy places the organism in Eukaryota, Viridiplantae, Streptophyta, Magnoliopsida, Asterales, Asteraceae.